UUAGAACGCACGCUGCAUUUAUACGUUUUCAUUUCUAAACACUUCCAUUAAAAACAAAGGCAAAAAGUGUAUUAGUGCAAUCGUUCUUGUUAAGUAUUUUGUUACUUUGUGUUAUUUAGUGAAAAGACAAGACCUGAUCAGCCGGAGCUCGAACGCACGACCUUGGAGAGAAACCGAAUAAGACUUGUUGCAUACAGCGGUCCAAAUAUCAAUAACAUAUGUUAUCUGUGGUAAGAUUCAUUUGCAUCAGAGAAUCGCUCAGUCGGACCUCGCAUUCGUGGUGUGCGGACGUCUUCUGAAUAUUUAAAGUGAAGUGAAGUGGUGUUUAAACAUGGACGGGCCUUUAGUGACGAGUUAUAGCGACGAUUUUAGUGUUAAAGGCAAGAAUUCAAGAAUGUCUACCCUGCUCUUCUGGCAGGGCAAAGGCAAGGCGAACGGCGCCCCUAAUGGCAGGAACUGGAUACACGCACCAGACGCAUUGGUGAAGGGGCAUGUUGCGUAUUUGGUUAAGUUCCUCGGCUGCACACACGUGGAUCAGCCGAAAGGGAUAGAAGUGGUCAAGGAUGCCAUCAAGAAGCUGCAAUUCACGCAGCAACUGAAGAAGUCGGAAACAAAAGAUGCCGCUAAAUGCAAGAAGGUGGAGAUUACCGUGUCUGUGGAUGGAGUGGCUAUACAGGAGCCAAGAUCGAACAACGUGAUGUAUCAAUUUCCACUUCAUAGAAUCUCCUACUGCGCUGAUGAUAAAGGAGCGAAGAAGUAUUUCUCUUUUAUUGCUAAAGGUGGCAGUACCGUCAACGGUGUAAAUGGACACGAUACAAAUAUGGAGAAACACGAAUGUUUUGUGUUCAUUUCGACUAAAUUAGCUUCGGAAAUCACUUUAACUAUUGGUCAAGCGUUUGAUCUAGCUUAUAGACGCUUUUUGAAUGACAACGGGAAGUAUAUAGAAUUGCAGAAGUUGACGCUCCAAAACAAAAAGCUGGAAUUGCAGAUUACAGCAUAUAAGAACCGAUUACAGGAGCUGUCAAAAAUAACAUACAAGGACGACUUGUCCGCGUACCUCACUCGCAACAAAAUAUCGGACAUAGUCGACUUCAAAACGCCACCGGAGUUGGAGAAGCAGAUCUCGUCUCUGAGUAUUGCGAACGGGUUUGGGUCUAAUGGGAAGGUGACUGAGUUUGGCGCAGAUGCGCUGUCAAACACUUCGACAGAAACCAACAAUUCGAAUGACAACAAUUUGUUGUUGUCGACUCCGCCACCAGUUCACAACAAUAAGACCGGUAUGCUCCUGGGUGACUUGUCUCCAAGCAAGACUCCAUCGGUAGGAACCAAACUGGAGGGUCUCCUCAUGAACUCGGACUCUGAUAGUGAAUUCGAUCCCCGUGCCUACGAAUCCGAGCCUGUGUCGCGAUUCAGUUCAGCCAUAGAGAGUCCAACGCCAAUUCUCGCUCCACCGCCAAAAACGCCGAAACGCCAAAACCAAAACGGGAGUGACCCGUUCGGCUCGACGCCGUUCUCGGUCCCGGCUCAGUCGUUCGCUCCCAAGCCGAAUUAUGACAUUGACUUGAAUCUUCAAACGUCAGUGUUCACGUCGACCAAUCUGACAGGCUACGACCCGUUUGACACGCAGAAGGCAGGCAUUUUCGGUUAUGGCAACAACUUUAAUGGAUUCGCCAAUUUGAGCGAGAAGCGUGAGUUGGACAGAGGAUUUGACGGGUUUCUGGAUAAGACCAUUACGGAAAUGAAGGACGGCUUCAGCAGAGGGAUCAGCUUUGGAAACGACGAUUUUUCAAUAGACAACCUCGAUCCUCUGAAGAAAAAUUAACUACGAAUGACACAAAUUAGUUAUAUUUAAGACAAUAUACAAUAUUUUUAAGCCUAUGUAUUGUAAGAUGUGACUCGGGGGUUAAUGCUAAUCUUUAUGGUAUUCCACAGAUAAUUUAAAAAAAAUAGUUGAUAAAGCAGGGCAUUGAACGGAAUCAAAGUUCUUAAACAUUUAUAUCUUCUUUUGAAAAGGCGGUCUUAUACACACUUACCACGGUUUUUGGAUAUGGUCACGUGAUAAAGUUAAUGUUAUCUGCAUACAAAUUGGUUCAUCGCUUACGCCUGUCGAAUAUCUUUGUCUUCUCAGUAAAGUCAAAUCAAGUCUCAAGGCCAACUCUUAACUAUAAAAAAAGAUUUGUCUUCAAAAUCAUGUCGUAUUAAAAGGGUUUUUUAUCAUAAUAUUUUAUGCAAUUUUAGGAUAUUUUUUUUGCUGAUAGCACAUCGCCAUCUUGUCUUGAUUUUGAGAUGUUUUGGUUCAUACUGAACACAAUUACGAGUGACAUAUUAAAAUACAAUGUUGCCAUGUUUGGUUACAAAUUCUCCGUGAUAAUAGAUUAAAUUGUCUUUGAUCUUUAUUUAUGCACUAUUCAGUGCCUGAGACCACAGUUUGUGUAUCCGAUUUUAUGAAGUAUUAUCUGUAGAACUGUGGUCUUGUAGUUUUAAGAAUGUAUUUUCAUAGGUUAAUUAUGUUUAGGGACCAAAAAGAGUAUAUGGCGUCGGUUGUACCCUUAUUUUCAUAAUUUUUGCUUAAUUGCAAAUUUGAUCAACAAUUUUUGACCAAUAUAGAAGAAGAAGAAAAGAAGUGCUCAAUCUGUCAUUUUGGUUGGCGCCAAACGUUAUGACAAUUGUCAAUGCUGACAUUAAGAACUCGAAAAAAUACGUUUCUGAAAAUACGCUAAUGAAUAAUACAAAAUAUAUAAUUAUACCCUUACAAACAAAUUUUGAAGCAAUAAUAUAAUUUUAAAUUAUUCCGUGAUCUGUCAUUGACAAUUGUCUAAUAUCAUUUACAUAACGUCAAUAUUGGUUUUUUGAAUAAUUAAAACAUAUAAUUGGAGUUUAUGUCCACAAAUGUAUUUUAAACUUGUACGUUUUGGUAAUUUAAAUUAAGCAAUAAUUAUGAGAAUUUGAUGGUGUUCUGAGUGGAUUUUUUAAUAAUAAUUGAACUUUUACUAUAGAUUAUACAAAUCUUUUAACUUUGGUAUUAAAAACUCCACUCUUCCAAAAAUUAUAAAUUAAAGUUCGUCGUAUUCUGUGAUAAUUCUUUCGCAAUUUAAGGUCAAAAUUUUAUUCGUUUCCAGAAUGUGUUAUGGCUCACUUUCCUCUAUCUAUAUAUAUAUAUGAAGUAUGAUUGUUUAAUAUUAUGUAAAAUCAAAUUAAAAUAGAAAUUUCCGUACGAUAUACAUCAAUAGAUUUUGGCAAAAACAUUUUCUAUAGAUUAUGUAUAUGCAAAUAUAGUCUAUAGUAACGUCAAUCUUCUCAAACGGUACGUCAAUAUCCAUUCAAAUAUUUAAAUAAAAUGUUCAUCUACACGACACUGGCGAAGUACCUUGUGCCCAGUUGGCAUAAAUAAAAGUCAUAAACAAGAAAAAAAAUAAAAUGUUAAAUAAUUUUAUAAGCUGUAAAUUCUUUUAAAACGUAAUCUUCUUCCGCAUGUAAAAUUUGAUUGACAUAUGGGGUCAGAGUCUGAAGAUAUGAGCCUAACAUUCUGGAAAUUACAAUAAAUUUAAAAAAAAAAGAUUUGAUAAAUUAAAAAAAUGUAAAUAAAAAUCUUUUAUGUCAUUCCAGACACCAUGACUAAGAGCGAGAUUAUAUUGCCAGUGAAUUAUGAAUUUCUUCAGUUUUUAACAAAAGAAUUACUCUAUCAGAUCAUUAAACAGCAUUUGAAUACUUUAGUAGUUUAAUUAGUAUGCAUAAUAAUAUCUUGAAGUCACCGGACUAAUUUUGGAUUAUUUUAUUAUCAAAAAAACAAUAUAAGGUUAUUCAAAUUAUAAAAAAAAAUUAAGUGACCAUGUUUUAGUAUCAAUGUAUUUUGAAAUAUUAGGAAUAUUAUGAUAUGUUUAACAAUAUCUUGCUCAAACAGUUAUGGUGUUAUUUUUUGUAUAUUAGUGUCUACUGUUGUACGCUUUAGUGAAAUAUAUUAGUUUUGUAAUGACAAAAGAUACAUUGUAUAUUAUGACAACAUAUGUUUGUAA
Messenger RNA from Pieris brassicae (large cabbage white), 4013 nucleotides. It is a transcript of the gene ced-6, whose product is annotated as PTB domain-containing adapter protein ced-6. Bases 332 to 1822 code for a protein of 496 amino acids. NCBI's taxonomy places the organism in Eukaryota, Metazoa, Arthropoda, Insecta, Lepidoptera, Pieridae. The transcript has 13 exons. The record is from RefSeq and is a predicted model, not a curated record.